Messenger RNA from Dentiscutata erythropus, 558 nucleotides. The record is from the annotation of a GenBank genome assembly. NCBI's taxonomy places the organism in Eukaryota, Fungi, Glomeromycota, Glomeromycetes, Diversisporales, Gigasporaceae.
AUGAGAUCUACUGAUACGUAUCAAGUUGAAGUCGAUGAAAGGAAGGGCCCUGAUCCUUUUGUUACUUUGUCCUCUACAUCAAAAGGAAAUGACCUUGAAUUUAUAGCUUUCAGAAUUCUUAAAAGGACUAUGAAGAUUGAUUGUCCUGACGGUGAUGGGGGAAUAGAUAUCUUUGGAAACUUUGAAGGGUAUUUGAUUUUAAUUCAAUGUAAAAACUAUAUAGAUGCAAAGGUAAGCAUCGAUGAAAUUAGAGCAUUUGAAGGAAUGAUGUCAAAAUAUCCUAAAAACACCACAAUAGGAAUUUACGUGACAUUUGUUACGGAUGGAUACUCAAGAUUUGCAAUUGAAAGAGCAGAAUCAUCUAAAUUAAAUCUUUUAUUAACAAAUGUGUCUAAUAUGCGUCAAGAUAUUUUGAAUUACAUGUCUAAAAAGUUAGAUAAGGAUUCUGAAGAAGAAAAUCAUAUAAUUGAAGAAAUAAUUUUUAAGGCCGAAGAAGAAAUUCGUGCAAUGAACGAGGAUCAUAAAAGAAGAAUAGCAGAUUUAGAAAAAAAAGUUGAC